Pisolithus orientalis is the source of this 1137-nucleotide messenger RNA. Its product is annotated as WD40-repeat-containing domain protein. The transcript is spliced from 7 exons. The record is from RefSeq and is a predicted model, not a curated record. Lineage: Eukaryota; Fungi; Basidiomycota; Agaricomycetes; Boletales; Pisolithaceae. Gene Ontology annotation, molecular function: protein binding. The coding region runs from base 1 to 1137 and encodes 378 amino acids.
AUGUCCCUUCUUUGCUCGCCGUCGUGGAGGUCGAUCGACAAACCUCUGGGCAGCGCAGUCUCUGCCGUGUUCAAACUACGCAAUUUUUAUGCAGCAUCUGCCUCGUCACCGUCGAACAAGAUCACGCUUUUUGAUAAAAUAGGCCUACGAGCCGUGCAGACUCUUCCUGGUCAUGAAGAGGCGACAACAUAUCUUCGCACCAUCCACGGACUUGGUGGAUCCACUCAAAAUACACUACUAUCGUCUGGAAAGGACGGCUGCGUGAAAGCAUGGGAUGAGAGAUCGGGAAUGGCCAGCAUCCAGAUGAUGGCUUCUGGACGACAUCCACUUCUCUGUUGUGACGCAUCCAGCGAUGGUUUUCUGGUAGCCGCAGGAACUGCCCUCUUGAACGAGGAUGCCUUCAUCCUCUACUGGGACUCCCGCAACCCGGCAGCACCACUACGUGUUCAUGGAUCCACUCACUCCGACGAUAUUACGGCGACACAUUUCGGGAGGACGACCAACCUCCUUUUUUCUGCUUCGUCGGACGGACUGAUUUCAUUAUCCGACUCCCGUGAAGUGGACGAAGACGAGGCUGUGACACAUGUCGGGAACUGGGGAUGCAGCGUGUCUCAGGGAGGAUGGGUAUACGAUUCCAAUGAACCCCAUUUCUGGACGGCCAGUGACAUGGAGACGUUCGGAUACUGGUCCAGCGAGCUUGACCGCUUAUAUGACACGGACAUCCGCAACCCAUCUCUGCACAAUCAAGGGCAGACGUGGGUCACCGACUAUCUCAUCAAUUGUCAUUGUACGCAAAAGCUAGAAAGUGGACUCGCGGUAUUCGUAGGAUCUAAUGAAGGAGACGCUGCGUUGAUCGCGAAUAGCGACCUAUCACAGCCUGCAGCUCCCUGGACGAUCCAUUCCAUUUGGACAGGUGGUCAUGUCGGUAUUGUGCGUUCGAUAUUGUGGGAUGAGCAUCAUAAUGUACUCGUGACUGGUGGCGAGGAUUCCAAGGUUCUGACUUGGCGCAUGCCUGAGCUGUGUUCCCUGAACACCCAAGGAGAGAGGGAGGAUACUAUGCAAAUAGAUUCACCCAAGUUGAAGCGCGAGUGGCAAGACAUGAAUAUCAGUGAGGAUGCAUUUGUGAGUCUUUUCUGA